AUGGCGAGUGACAUGAAACAGCGCAAAGCCGCCGAGGCUAUGGACCAUAUUCGUCAGGCUGAAAAAUGUAUGAAAACAUCGUUAUUCAAGUGGAGACCUGACUUGGAUGGGGCCGCUUCAGAAUACAACAAAGCAGCAACAUGUUACAGAAAUGCAAAGUGUCUGAAGGAGGCUAAAGAUGCUUGUAUUAAAGCCGCAGAAGUCCAGCUCCAAAUGAAUGCGCCAUUCCAUGCAGCAAAGUCAUAUGAGCAGGCUGGUCUUAUCUGUAAGGAGAACAACAUGAUAGAAGAUUCCAUUAAUUUGAUGGAAUAUGCUGCCAAACUAUUUCAGGAGGAUGGUUCACCUGACACAGCAGCCCUUGUACUGGACAGGGCGGCAAAAAUAGUUGAAAUUUCUCACCCUACCAAGUCUGUACAGCUGUUCCAGAAAGCCUGUGACGUUUCUGAGCUUGAAGAUAAACCGAGACAAUGUGCAGAGUUUAUUGGAAAGGCAGCAAGGCUAUUGAUUCACCUUCAGAAGUAUGAUGAGGCACUAACUGCACUGAAGAGAGAAAUUGACUUUCUAGCUUCUGUUGAAAAUUUCCCUGCCAUCAGCCGCGUCCUGAUUGGUGCUAUAUUGGUUUACUUGAAGCAGGGUGAUCCUGUCGGAGCAGAACAGUUCUACAACUCUGCCCUUGGGUAUCCGGGGUUUGGUGACAGUGAGGAGGCGGCUUUGAUUGAUGAGUUGAUCCAGACAUACAGUGAUGGAGAUGAGGAAGGGUGCCGUGCAGCUCUCUCGUCCCCAACCAUCAAGUUCAUGGACAAUGCUUUUGCCAAACUUGCAAGGGAUAUGGAGAUACCUGCCGGAAUGGGCCGUCGAGUUCCCAGACACCAGGAGGCAGUGAGUGGGUCUGUAGCUCCUGGCCAGACUUCCAGAGCACAGCUUGAUGAAGAUGACCUAGAGGAGGGAGGAUUAUGUUGAAAAGAAUUCUUCUCUCUGUGUAAUAGCCUGGGACUUACGAAGAGAGGUAAUCCUUAGCAAGAUAACUAUGGAAGUGGACCACAGACUCUGGGACUUAAAUCAUUCCACAAAGUUGUAGUUUAUACAUGGAUUACUAUAUAGACUGUGAAGUUAGAAUGAUACUACUAUCAUCUAGUAGACAACUUGUACAACGUGGGGCUGCUGAUUGACAGUCAACACAUUGGAGUUUCUUCAAUCUAAAAUGGCAUUCUAUGUUAGAACAACUUGUAAAUGAAAUCAACUUUUUAACUUUUUUCUACUAUUAUCAGCAAAAUGUUUCAAAGUGCUUCUUAAUUUACUUUUUCUGUCAUUUACAGGGUAUUUUUUGUGAAAAACGUACUUGUUAACAUACGUUUUUGGUCGUUUUUAGAAUUUCUAUUGUGAAAAAAGCUUGUUUAUGAUCAUUUGGAAGAAAGCUGAUUCACUGUGAAAGCUAUUAUUUUUGUGCGAUUCUAAUUUUCACUGUUUUUAUGAUUGUAUUUCUACCACAAAAUGUAUUUCUAGUGAAAAUUGAUUCCAGUGUAGAAAGAUAUUUACUGUAUCAACGGAUAUCAUGCUCCAUUAAUGUACUGAAUCUGGGAGCCGUCCAAGGGAGAAAAAGAACCAUUUAAUUAGAGUGGAAACCCAACAAAAGUUAGAAAUUGAAAAAAAUAAUUCUAUGCAAUUCCGUGAAUUAAAUUAAAUUUAACUCACUCUUCAAUUAUGAUAUGGUAAAUAAGUUCUUAAUGUUUAAUAGUUUAGACAGUAAAAGAAUUGAUGGAAUGCUGUAUAUUUAUAUUAAUAGAUGUAACGAUGAACUGUUUCACCUAACUUUUUAUUUAAAAAAAUUGGUUCAAUUCAGAUUCACAGAAGUGGCUAUCCUGUCAAUACUUCAUUAGUUAUUAUAGGGACAGUCAUAAAUGUGCUAAUUAAUAAUCUUAUUUAUCUGGAAAUAAGCCCAGGACUGGUAAAAAAAAUCCACCUACAUAUGUUUCCCUAGAAAUGGCAAUAAAUGCUUACUUCAUUGGCGUACAAUAAGCCAAUAAGCACAUCUUUCUGAUAUGAGUCCAAGGUUACUGUAUAUGUUGGUACCAUGGGCUUAUUGGACGAUGAAUACAGGUAUGUAAAUAGUAAAUGAACGUUGAAGAUCUCAGAAACCUACAGAAUUAACUACUAACCAAAUUGAGGUCUGCCAUAUCUUGUUGAGUGUUGUUUGGGAACAGAGUAGACCAGUGAUCGUUAGCAUAGUUCUGAUGUCAUCUAUAAACAUGUGCAAUAUCAAUGUAUUAAAUAUAUUGUUACUUCUGUGUGAUUUGAAUUUGAUUGGAAAUUUCUAUGUGAUUAUAAAACUUGGUUGAAGAAUUGAUACUGUACAAGUAUUGUAUUUUAGUUUUAUACAUGGUCUUGCUAUGUGUACCUAAGCAGUUUAUAUACUUAAAUAAUUGUUUAGGAAAUGGUUAAGAUUUUACUUUAUCUUUAUAUUAAUUUUCUUCCUGGCUGUAUAAAUUACAGAACAGUUGAUGUUGAAUAAUUUUACAGUCUUAUUCGGGUUAUUCCAAUAAAACCUACUUAACCCCGGGGCGCCAAAUCUCUCUUAUUGAUCAGAAGAAAUAUGCUGGAGAUUAUAAUAUUGGGUAAAAUUUGAGAUUGGUAAGAAUAUUCACAUAGUAGUUGUGAAUACCUUAUGAUUCCUAGACAUUCAUGUCUCCUGAAGAUUUGUUUAAUUAAUUGUUAUCAAAAAGCAAUUUACAAUUCAUAUUUUUCAUGUUAAAGGCGUUUAUGAAUGUGUGUGUGAUUUUGAUAAUAACCUUUCAUAAUAUCAGUAUAUACACCAAACUGCUGUUCAGUUUUUCAAUAAUCACAUUAGGUGCUAUACUCAUUCUUGAUUAUAUUACCAUAUUUAUCUUACUAUAGGCCUAUGCCAGUUAAUAUGCUCACCCAUUGAAGUGAAAUAGAAUUGUCAACAAAUGAUAUUAACUUUUCCUCUGAAAACCCUACAUUCACCUACACUUAGUGAAAGACUGUGUGCAGUCUCCCUGGGCUUAUUAAAGGAUAAGUUUGAAAAUUUGAGAGUUAUUCAGGACAUCAUACUAUAAACAUGCGUAAAUUUUGUGUUAAUCAUAAUUUAGCUCAUUUUUGCAUUGAAUGUAUUGUUCUGAAAUAUGAUUGUUUCACUCGACUUUCUGUAUGUUAAUUAGAUAGCAGCUUUAUUUGAUGCACUAAUUAAUCUUUAUGCUAAUUUUGACAAUGUUCUAAAACAGAUUGCACCAAAUUAAGUUUGUUUACAGUACUUUGUUUUAGCAAGAUUUUGUUAUGUACUUGCAUAAACAUAUUUCAAUCUUAUGACUAAAUGAAUUAAUUAACUUGGCCUAUUGAGGUCUGAUUCCAGUAUCAUUAUUUAUUUUGCUUUAGAAAAGGUGAGAAAAUAUUUAUUGUGUGUGAGACAAAGGACUGUACAACAGAGUAAGGUGUAGACUCAUCCUUGUCAGUGAAGGGUCAUUUACAUGGUCUUAUAUGUAAAACAAUAUCAAUUUGUAAAUUGUCAAUAUUUAUUUUACUGACUUGAACAAGAAGAAAAAUACAUUAGGACACAGAAAAUGCUGAAGACCAUUAUAAUUGAUAUAUACACCAGACAUGUAUAAUUUGUUAUAAAAGGUGGAAUUUAUUACUGGAACAGAGAAUCAUAAAAAUAUGAAAAGGAAUUAAUGUUUAUUCAAGGAAUAGUGAAAACUUGAACACAAAAUAUUCAAAAUUAUGAUAAUUCUUUUACAUGGACAUGAAGAAGAGUGAAAAUGUGAUAUGAUUUGUUUACAUUACAUUAUUGUCUGAUACACUGUUCUGUUAAUAGUUACAGGAGUGAUGUUGCAAAGUCUGUUGUUUUGUUUGUUUUGUUAGUUAUGUGUUAAAAUGGUUUAAAUGUUAACAUAAAACAUAUUGACAUGAGUGUGUGAUUGGAUGCGUGUACAUGUUUGUAUAUGUUCCUGUAAGGACUCCUGAGUGAUUGAUGUAUGUAUGUUGAUUCAUGUUAGUGGUUGUAUGGUGUUUCAUAAUUAAAUAAUUUUUGUUUUUUAUUGAGAAUUAUUAUACUCUCUGAUUUCAAUUUUCAGAAAUCAUCAGAUAGCUGUCAUAUGAAGGACGUUAUAAAGUACAAUUUGGUAUGACAGUUUACGUACUAGUAGCAGAGAAUUAAAGUCAAUUUGUUGUUUGAAUUUACAGAAAUCGUUGGACAAUUGAUAUUCUGUUUUUCAUAAUGUAAAGUUAUCUGUUCAUAUUAGCUGAUGUUGAUUGUCACAUUAUUAGUUUUUACAGAAAAAUUAUGUCAUUUUCCCAAGAUUUUUUUUUUAAUAUUAAUCCCACAAAUUAAUUGAAAAUAACAUUCAAUACCUGCUCACAAGAGCAGAUAACUCUAGACCUUCAUUACUAAGAGAAGGAAUGUGUAGGUUAGCAGUACUAUUAUGUGUGCAUGUCCACCUAUUAGUAGCAGAGAUUUGUAAAAAGAGCAAGGCCUGAUUCCAUUAAACAACCAUCAUCAAUAAUUAAUUAUUAAAACAUUUAAAAAAUGUGUAGUGUAUAGAUUUUAGAGUACACAUUGUGAUAAAUCUUACUUUUUUUAUCACUGGCAAAUAUUUGAAUGCGAGGAUGGAUUCCAGCUAACAAAUAUUAAAAAAAAACUUCCCAAAAAAAAACAUGAGGGAUUCAAACCAUUGUUGAAAGUCUUUCUUGCACCCACAUGCCUUUGAGGGUAUUGUAAGGAUUUUGAAAUUUAUAUUAACACUCACUUUUAGAUCCAGAUUCCUACAAAAAAAAACAAAAAAAAAACAGGAUUUACAAAAAGCAACAAUGUAAUUCUAACAUAUCACUAGAAAGAUAAAAGUGUGAGAUUUUGUUUGAUGGAGGUAACAAAGUGUUGUCACUGAAAUGUCAUAAAUGAAUUCUGGUUGUGAUAUACAUAAAUCUUUUCCCAUAUAUACUUACCAACCUGAGGGAAAUGUUUCAUGGCUGAACUUUUCUUUUGAGCAAAACGUGUUUACAAAUUGUAUCAAGGAAUGUAUAAUGUUUUAGAAAAUACAAGGAGUUGUUAGAUGUUUGAUCUAUCACAUUAAAUUAACAAAUUAAAUGAAUCUAUGUAAAUAUUUCACACUCUUAAGCAAGCUAGUUUUCAACAAUUUUAUUAUUAUUUAUGCCAAUCUCUGGCUAUCAGAUGUAUGUGUGGGUAUGCUGGAGAAUGAGGCUGUCAUUUUUGUUUGUAAGAAAUCCAUGUAGCCAAUAUUUAAUCAAUUUUGUCCAAGGUGAACAGACUUCAGAUAAUAAACAUUCCUUAAAAAUAU
Ylistrum balloti is the source of this 5306-nucleotide messenger RNA. RefSeq names its product gamma-soluble NSF attachment protein-like. Gene Ontology annotation, molecular function: soluble NSF attachment protein activity; syntaxin binding. Bases 1 to 960 code for a protein of 319 amino acids. Gene Ontology annotation, biological process: intracellular protein transport. The record is from RefSeq and is a predicted model, not a curated record. Gene Ontology annotation, cellular component: vacuolar membrane; SNARE complex. NCBI's taxonomy places the organism in Eukaryota, Metazoa, Mollusca, Bivalvia, Pectinida, Pectinidae. The transcript has 10 exons.